CGCCUCGGGCGGACGUUCCGCUGAGCAGCGGCCCCACAGGUGGCCCCGGCCGCCGGGCCAUGGCCGGGCCCCGGCUCCCGACCCCGGAGGUCGCCCGCGGGAGCAGCAGUUUCCGUGGCGGCGGCACCGCGCUCCGCUGGCGGCGUGCGAAUUUGCAAGUUGCACUAAACUAAGACCUUGCUGCUGCAAGUAGAGCUUUGUUACCAUGAAGCUUGCCGGAAUUGUCUACAUCGGGGAACACUAUGGAGCAAUUUUCAACAUGGAGAAGAAACUGUUGUGUGCGUCUGGUCACAGAGGACAUUAUUUCACCGACAGAAAACUGCCAGUGAGUGAGGCAGCAAAUCCCUGGCACCAAACCCCUAGCUCUGGAGUGAAGGGAAAUGCUGGAGCACUGAAGGAUAAAACCAUGAGGGCAGUGGUGACAGGAGGCGGAGGCUACUUCGGAUACAAGCUCGGAUGUGCUCUUGCCAGCUCAGGAGCUUCGGUUGUUCUGUAUGACAUACACAAGCCUAUCUGGGAAAUUCCUAAUGGAGUAGUGUGCAUCCAGGCAGAUGUCAGGGAUUAUGAUGCCGUAUUUGCAGCCUGUGAAGGGGCUGACUGUGUGUUUCAUGUAGCUUCAUAUGGAAUGUCAGGAAGAGAACAAUUGCACAGAGAAGAGAUUGAAACAGUAAACAUCAAUGGGACAAGAUUCAUCAUUGAUGCUUGCAAACAGAGGAACAUCACUAGACUGAUAUACACCAGUACAGUAAAUGUGGUGUUUGGAGGGCUUCCUAUUGAAGAUGGUGAUGAGGAAACUGUGCCAUAUUUUCCUAUAGAAAAGCAUGUUGAUCAUUAUUCCAGAACCAAAUCAAUUGCAGAACGAAUGGUACUAGCAGCUAAUGGAACUCCACUAGCAGGAGGUGGAGUACUCUAUACAUCUGUUCUUCGCCCACCAGGAAUUUAUGGACCAGAAGAGCAAAGACACCUGCCAAGGCUAGCAAAGAAUAUUGAGAGAGGGAUACUUAACUUCAAGUUUGGGGAUCCUUCUGCUAAAAUGAACUGGGUGCAUGUAGAGAAUCUUGUACAAGCUCAAAUUCUGGCUGCUGAAGCUCUCACUGCUGAGAAGAACUACAUAGCUAGUGGUCAGGUGUAUUUCAUUCACGAUGGUGAAAAGUUCAACCUUUUUGAAUGGUUAGCUCCACUUUUUGAAAGAUUAGGUUGCAGUAAGCCAUGGAUACCUAUUCCUACUUCCUUAGUUUAUGCAUCAGCCACAGUAAUGGAGCAUCUUCAUCUGAUACUGAAACCAUUGGUUGAGCUGUCGCCUCUGCUGACCAGAAAUGAGCCUUUGCUGAGCUCUCCUGUGCACUCACACUUGGCAUGCUGGCUCCUUUGCCGACAGGUGCAGAACAUCUCCACCACGCACACCUUCCGCAUUGACAAGGCCCGCAGGCAGCUGGGCUACAGCCCAGGGAAGUUUGCAUUCGCCGAUUCUGUGGAGCAUUACAUCAAAACCAGAGCGGAGGCCCGGAAUGAGCACGUCUUCCCCAGAGUGAUGCUUUUGUUCAUUGCUAUCUUAAGUUUGAUUUUUCUUUCUUUAAGGUUUGAUGACCUUUCAGUUUUGCACUUUUUUAAGGAAACACAGCACUGACUGACACAGACUGCACGUACCCACGGAACAUCCCCAGCUCCACAACACCGACAGGCCCCAGUGCAAUCAUUACACAGGCUCUUAUUGUAGAUUAAGACCAAAGCAAACCUAAACACCACCACCAACACUGUAAGCAAUCACAGCCUGAGGCACACUGAAGUCGCCACUGUUGGAUCGAUGUACUGCGCACCACAGAUCUUUCCAUGACUGCUGAAGAGCACGAGGAGCUGCGAAAGGAACACAAGCCCCAGCCCACAGUGCUUCAUCCAUGGAGAAAAACGGCGGAAAGCAGGAGAUGGAGUCACGGCAGCAGCUCGUGGCUGCGGGGAUCUCAGGAACGUGCGCAGGAACCGCGUGCACCGCUCACGGCUGCGAAUCACACCUGCGCGCUGCACAGAGUUCACGCGUUGUGCAGAGAAUUGGCUUUGAGAAUUGGCUGUGGUGUCACUGCAUAUGAGGGAAAAUAAAAGCAAACGCGAAGCUCAA
Molecule: messenger RNA, 2113 nt
Organism: Numida meleagris (helmeted guineafowl)
Lineage: Eukaryota; Metazoa; Chordata; Aves; Galliformes; Numididae
Product: putative short-chain dehydrogenase/reductase family 42E member 2
Exons: 12
Coding region: 206-1627 (473 amino acids)
Biological process (GO): steroid biosynthetic process
Molecular function (GO): 3-beta-hydroxy-Delta5-steroid dehydrogenase (NAD+) activity
Source: RefSeq, a predicted model, not a curated record